This is a messenger RNA of Rhinolophus ferrumequinum (greater horseshoe bat), 11476 nucleotides long. RefSeq names its product remodeling and spacing factor 1 (gene RSF1). Gene Ontology annotation, biological process: regulation of DNA-templated transcription. NCBI's taxonomy places the organism in Eukaryota, Metazoa, Chordata, Mammalia, Chiroptera, Rhinolophidae. Gene Ontology annotation, cellular component: RSF complex. The record is from RefSeq and is a predicted model, not a curated record.
CCCGAAGUGGGAGGGACGAAAUGGAGGGAGGGAACGGGGCGGAAAGUGAAAGGCACUGAGCGCCUCUCUUUCCUCCGUCUAACUCGGUUCUCGACUGCUCCCAGCCGCCGCUGUAUUGUGGGAUCGCGGCGCCGUGCCUGAGACGCUGGAUCCGCAAGGGAGUCGACUCGCUAGCGCCUCCUGUUGUCUGUAAGGCUGCCCUGCCAUUCCUCGGCGCCCCAGCUACCCCCACACCCCCAUCACCUCCUCCUCCAUCCUCCAGUUCAAAAUGGCGACGGCGGCGGCAGCGGCGGCGGCGAUGGCUCCUCCGGGCUGCCCGGGUUCGUGCCCCAACUUUGCCGUAGUGUGCUCCUUCUUGGAGCGCUACGGGCCGCUGCUCGAUCUGCCUGAGUUGCCGUUCCCCGAGCUGGAGCGGGUGCUGCAGGCGCCGCCGCCGGACGUCGGCCACGGAGAAGUACCAAAAGAAUUGGUGGAGCUCCAUUUGAAGUUAAUGAGAAAGAUUGGCAAAUCCGUUACAGCAGACAGAUGGGAAAAAUAUUUGAUCAAGAUAUGCCAAGAGUUUAAUAGCACCUGGGCAUGGGAAAUGGAGAAGAAAGGCUAUCUUGAAAUGAGUGUUGAAUGCAAACUAGCACUCCUAAAGUACCUCUGCGAGUGUCAGUUUGAUGACAAUCUCAAAUUCAAGAAUAUUAUCAAUGAGGAAGAUGCUGAUACCAUGCGUCUCCAGCCCAUUGGCCGAGACAAAGAUGGCCUCAUGUACUGGUACCAGUUGGAUCAAGAUCACAAUGUCAGAAUGUACAUAGAAGAACAAGACGCAGAUGGAUCUUCAUGGAAAUGCAUUGUCAGGAAUCGAAACGAGUUGGCUGAGACUCUUGCACUCCUGAAAGCACAAAUCGAUCCUGUAUUAUUGAAAAACUCUAGCCAACAAGACAACUCUUCCCGGGAAAGUCCCAGCUUAGAGGAUGAGGAGACUAAAAAGGAGGAAGAAACAGCUAAACAAGAGGAACAGAAGGAAAAUGAAAAGAGGAAAAAUGAAGAACAGCCAAUAGAUUCUGAAAACCAUUCUAUACCCAAUGCUCUAGAAGAAAGUACCAUGAAAAGAGAAAAAGAAGAUGAAAAGGAACUUGUGAAACUGCCAGUCAUAGUAAAGCUAGAAAAAUCUUUGCCAGAAAGUGAGGAAAAAAAGAUUAUCAAAGAAGAAAGUGACUCCUUCAAGGAAAAUGUCAAACCCAUUAAAGUCGAAGUGAAGGAAUGUAGAGCAGACUCUAAAGAUAUCAAAGGUAGCAUGGAGAAGCUCGAGCCUGAGAGGCUCGAGUUUGGUGGCAAUGUUAAAUCUCAAGAAAUUACUGAGAAGUCUACUGAAGAAACUGAGAAACUUAAAAAUGACCAGCAAGCCAAGAUACCACUAAAAAAACGAGAAAUUAAACUGAGUGAUGAUUUUGACAGUCCAAUGAAAGGACCUUUGUGUAAAUCAGUUACUCCAACAAAAGAGUUUUUGAAAGAUGAAAUAAAACAAGAGGAAGAGACUUGUAAAAGGAUCUCUACAAUCACUACUUUAGGUCAUGAAGGGAAACAGCUGGUCAAUGGAGAAGUUAGUGAUGAAAAGAUAACUUCAAAUUUUAAGACAGAACAAAUGGAGACAAAGUUUUAUGAUACAAAGGAAGAUAACUAUAGCCCCGCUAAGGACAAAAGUGUCAUCGUGGAGGGAAAUGGAGCAGAGUCCUUAAAUUCUGUCAUAACAAGUACGAAAAUAGGUGAUCUUGAGAAAGAAGUGGUCCCAUUAGGGAAAAAUGCAGAAAGUUCAGUAUCAGAUAUGGAGACCCAGAGUCAAAAAGAUCAGACAAAGGAAACUGAUCCUCCAGAAAUGGAAACCUCUCUCGAGACUUCUGAGAUGGCAAAGGAUCUCUCUUUAAAAACUGCUUUAUCUACCACUGAAUCCUGUACCGUGAAAGGUGAAGAGAAGUCUUCCAAAAGUAAGGAUAAGCACCCACCAGUCCUAGAAUGUCUUGAAAAGUUCGAGAAGUCCAAAAAGACUUUUCUUGAUAAGGACACGCAAAGAUUGAGUCCAAUACCAGAGGAGGUUCCGAAGAAUACUCUAGAAUCAGUAAAGCUAGGCUCUCCUGAGGCAGCUGAAACUUCUUCGCCAUCUAACAUGGCUGGCCACUGUGAGAAACUAGCCUCAGAAAAAGAAGUGGUGGAGUGUCAGAGCACAAGUUCUGUUGAAGGUCAGUCUCUGGAAAAAACAGACCCAGAAAUUCUAAGAGAGGAUUCUGAAUCCUCGAAGAUAGAAAUGGAUAACCUGGGCAAUGUCCAGACCUCUGGCGCAGAGGAUCCUUCUGAGACAAAGGGUUCCAUGCAAAAAAGUAAAUUUAAAUAUAAGUUGAUUCCUGAAGAGGAAACCACUGCCUCAGAAAACACAGAGAUAACUUCUGAAAGGCAAAAAGAGGGCAUCAAAUUAACAAUUAGGAUAUCCAGUCGGAAAAAGAAACCAGAUUCUCCUCCCAAAAUUCUAGAACCAGAAUCCAAGCAAGAGAAAUCAGAAAAGGAAGAAGAGAAAACAAAUGUGGGUCGUACUUUAAGGAGGUCUCCAAGAAUAUCUAGACCCACAGCGAAAGUGGCUGAGAUCAGAGAUCAGAAAGCUGAUAAAAAAAGAGGGGAAGGAGAAGAUGAAAUGGAAGAAGAGUCAGCAGCUUUGCAAAAAACAGACAAAAAGGAAAAUUUGAAAAAAACGGAGAAGGAUACAAAUUCUAAAGUAAGCAAGGUAAAAACCAAAGGCAAAGUUCGAUGGACUGGUUCUCGGACACGUGGCAGGUGGAAAUAUUCCAGCAAUGAUGACAGUGAAGGGUCUGACAGUGAAAAAUCAUCUGCAGCUUCAGAAGAGGAAGAAGAAAAAGAAAGUGAAGAAGCCAUCCUGGCAGAUGAUGAUGAACCAUGCAAAAAAUGUGGCCUUCCAAACCACCCUGAACUAAUUCUUCUGUGUGACUCUUGUGACAGUGGAUACCACACUGCCUGCCUUCGCCCUCCUCUGAUGAUCAUCCCUGAUGGAGAAUGGUUCUGCCCCCCUUGUCAACAUAAACUACUAUGUGAGAAAUUAGAGGAACAAUUGCAGGAUUUGGAUGUUGCCUUAAAGAAGAAGGAGCGUGCUGAACGCAGGAAAGAACGCUUGGUGUAUGUGGGUAUCAGUAUUGAAAACAUCAUUCCUCCACAAGAGCCAGAUUUUUCUGAAGAACAUGAAGAAAAGAAAAAAGAUUCAAAAAAAUCCAAAGCAAAUUUGCUCGAAAGGAGGUCAACAAGAACACGGAAAUGUAUAAGUUAUAGAUUUGAUGAGUUUGAUGAAGCAAUCGAUGAAGCUAUAGAAGAUGACAUCAAAGAGGCUGAUGGAGGAGGAGUUGGCCGAGGAAAAGACAUCUCCACCAUCACAGGUCACCGUGGGAAAGACAUCUCUACUAUUUUGGAUGAAGAAAGAAAAGAAAAUAAACGACCCCAGAGGGCAGCUGCUGCUCGCCGGAAGAAACGCCGGCGACUCAAUGAUCUGGACAGUGACAGCAACCUGGAUGAAGAAGAAAGUGAGGACGAAUUCAAGAUCAGUGAUGGAUCUCAAGAUGAGUUUGUUGUGUCUGAUGAAAACCCAGAUGAAAGUGAAGAAGACCCACCAUCUAAUGAUGACAGCGACACUGAUUUCUGUAGCCGAAGACUGAGGCGACAUCCCUCCCGGCCAAUGAGGCAAAGCAGGCGUUUGCGGAGAAAAACCCCAAAGAAAAAAUACUCCGAUGACGAUGAAGAAGAAGAGUCUGAGGAGAAUAGCAGAGACUCUGAAAGUGAUUUUAGUGAUGAUUUUAGUGAUGAUUAUGUAGAAACUCGGCGGAGGCGGUCAAGGAGGAACCAGAAAAGACAAAUUAACUACAAAGAAGAUUCAGAAAGUGAUGGUUCCCAGAAGAGUUUACGACGUGGUAAAGAAAUCAGACGAGUUCACAAGCGCAGGCUUUCCAGCUCUGAGAGCGAAGAGAGCUAUAUGUCCAAGAACUCUGAAGAUGAUGAGCUAGCUAAAGAAUCAAAGCGGUCAGUUCGAAAGCGGGGUCGAAGCACAGAUGAGUAUUCAGAAGCAGAUGAGGAGGAGGAAGAGGAAGGCAAACCAUCCCGGAAACGGCUACACCGGAUCGAGACAGAAGAGGAGGAGAGUUGUGACAAUGUUCAUGGAGAUGCAGAUCAGCCUGCCCAUGACAGCCAGCCCAGGGUCCUGCCCUCAGAGCAAGAGAGCGCCAAGAAACCCUAUCGGAUAGACAGUGAUGAGGAAGAGGACUUUGAAAAUGUAGGCAAGGUGGGGAGCCCAUUGGACUAUAGCUUAGUGGACUUACCUUCUACCAAUGGACAGAGUCCUGGCAAAGCCAUUGAGAACUUGAUUGGCAAGCCAACUGAGAAGCCUCAGACCCCCAAGGACAACAGUGCAGCCAGUGCAAGCCUGGCCCCCAAUGGGACAAGUGGGGGGCAGGAGGCAGGGGCACCAGAAGAGGAGGAAGAUGAGCUUUUGAGAGUGACUGACCUUGUUGAUUAUGUCUGUAACAGUGAACAGUUAUAAGACUUUUUUUCCAUUUUGUGCUAAUUUAUUCCACGGUAGCUCUCACACCAGCGGGCCAGUUAUUAAAAGCUGUUUUAUUUUUCCUAGAAAACUCCACUACAGAAUGACUUUUUAGAAGAAAAAUUUCAACUACCCUGAAGUCUUUCUGUGAAGUGACCAGUUUUGAACUUUGAAGAUAAAUAAUUGCUGUAAAUUCCUUUUGAUUUUCUUUUUCCAAGUUCAUGGUCCUUGGUAAUUUCAUUCAUGGAAAAAAAAUCUUAUUAUAAUAACAACAAAGAUUUGUAUAUUUUUGACUUUAUAUUUCCUGAGCUCUCCUGACUUUGUGAAAAAGGGUGGAUAAGAAUGCAUUCCGAAUCUGUGAGGGCCCGAAACAGAACUAGGGGUGGGAGAAGACACUUGUGCUUUAGCUUUUUCAUAUUAAAUAUAUAUUAUAUUUAAACAUUCAUGGCAUAGAUGAUGAUUAACAGACAGUUUAAAAGUCCAAGUCUGUAUUGUUGCAGUUUGAGAAUUGUAGAUAACACCAUACAUAAGUCAUUUAGUAACAGCAUUCAUGAUAUCAACUUGUUUACUAUUGGAGAUAACCACACUUAAUAAAGAAGAGACCGAGAAAGUACCAUCGUAUAAAAACUCUAACCUAAGUUUCUGUGAUAGUGGAGUUUCUUGUUUUAAAAAAAAUCAUCUGAAAAGCAUUUGUACAGUAAAAUGUGUAAUGAAGCUUUGACAACCAGAUUGUGCUAGCAACAAAUUUUCUAGAACAGCUUUAUGCAGUGGUGAUGAGGUGGCCUGUCAUAUACUAUCAUGGUGAGUUAGUAGUGAAAUGAGUAUGGGCUUUCUUAAGGCCCAGGUGGACUAUAGACUUUGCAGACAGUGUAACUUUUGUCUUCUGGCCACUUGGUAUUUAACUAUAUGAAAUACCAUUUUGAAACAAAUACAUCUAUACAGAAUAUAACAUGAAGAGAUGCUAAACUGACAGCGGUAUUUUAGCACAUUUAAAGAAGGGGAAAGGAUUUUCAGGUGAAUUUUAACUGGUCUAUUCUUGCCCUUAGUAUCUACUUCAAAUUGAAGUCUACAAACAAAGCAGUUCCUUUGGGAGGUUUUUAGUUUGAGUUUUAGCAUGUAUGUGUGUGUAUAUGUGUGUGUGUGUAUGUGUGUGUGUUGGAAUUUCCUAUCUGCUUGGAUAUAUUAGCAGGGUUUGAAUGUAGUUUCGGCCUUUGGCCAUUAGACUUCUAUUAAAAUUCAUUAAUAGUCACACGACCAACAUAGAGUUGAUUGAGAACCGCCAAUGUACUUAAUAGGCAUGACAUCCACUUCAAACAUCUCGACACUUUUAAACAAGAUAAGCCCUUUGUUUCAAGAAAAAGGGGUUUGUAACUAACUGAAUAUCUACCAUGUAAUUGACACUAAAAAUACGAACUUUGUCUUAACUUAGAUUCUGUUACAGCUGUAAAAUUUCAGGCAGAGCCAUAAAUAAUGUUGUACAAAGUGUAGCACUUGUGAUUAAACCUUGCCUGUCAAAUUCUGAAACCUUCAGCCAUUACUUCUGUGGAUACUUUCGCCCUGGGGUUUGGGUUUUUCUGUUCCAGUGUUGUGUCUGUUGCCGGCAACGGACGCACCAUAUCUGCUGCUGGCCCAAGGAACUUCAUUAAUUUUUCUUCCCAAAUUAUAUGUGCUAGUCAGUCAGUGUAUAGUAAAGCACUUCUCUUUUUUAUUAUUAAAAAGCUGGCAUUAGACUCGCGUUAUAAAUACCUCUCUAGAAACUUUAUACUCCUUUUUUUCCUUCCUCAACAGGUGUUGCCCUUAAAUCUUAUCUUUUUGGCCUUGAAAGUUCAUAGCUGUUGUUUUUCAGUUGUUGGUUCUUUUGUUUCACUUUAGUUCUGUGGUACCUGCCCAUUAAUAUUUUUUGCUUUAAUUCUAGCAAUGUAUAUGUAUCUGUAUAAAAAAUAAAAUAAUGAAAGCAGCCUAAAAAUAGGAUGCACCAAUAGCAUGUGGUUCCAAGCAAAUUGUGAUUUUUAUUUUGAGACAAUGUACCACUGGAAGGAAGGGAAGGGCUUGUAUUCAUGGACAGCAGAGCAGGGCUGUGGAGGGAUCCGCAUUCACUUAUGAGCUCCUUGCCAGCUAGGUUUUGUUGCCUUUAUUUGCAAGUCAGUUAAGAAUGUUAGCCGUGUUGACUAAAACAGGCAGGCAAUGGAAGGAUUCCUACUAGUGCAAGGUAAGUGGUUCGAGUGCACGUGGCCAAUCCUGCCCCCAGCCUCCCUCGACCAUUUUAGUCCUGCAGCUGGUAACAGCCACUACUGUGUGGAAACUCUCGUGUACCCUGUCCUGUCUACCUCUGGACACACCAGCUCCUGCUUCCACCUAUUAGUUCUACUCGGCAGUCAAGCAGGUGAUAAAAAGUAUUAAAUGGGUAGAUUAUUUCUUUUACAGGAUGCCCAAGGUGAAAUGAGUUCUUUUUACCCUUCUGCUACCGAGAGCAAAAGGUAAUUUUUACCAUAGUGAACAUAUUCCAUGUACCAAAUGUCCCACUGACAUGGGUUAUGAUACCCUUUGGCUGCCUGUUACUUACCAAACUUCAAUUAGAUGUUUGUGAACUUGAUAGUGUAUCCCUUUUAACCUUACAUUCUGAUUAAACCAGUUAACUUUGUUUCAUCUAUAAAGAGUGUAAUCCAAGCAACUGGUACUUACAAGUUGUUAUUAUGAAGAUUCAUUAUGGGUAAUUAAAUGUUGAACAGUUCAAAAACAAUUCUGCUACUUGGUGUUUAGAUUCAGUCCCUGAAAGAGUCUGUUCACUGAAAUAUUAACUCAGUAUUCUAUGAAAAAGAGAAAAAAAAUACGGAAAAGUAAACAUUCUGUAUCCAAAGAUUCAGUUGUUAGGAACUGGACAGAGCAUAGGACAGCAGCACUUCAUUUAGGGUUUAGAACAUCUGGAAUCCUGGUUAUUAAGAGUACUAACCAUGGGUUAGGGUCCCAAUAGCUGCUAUAUAAUAGAGCCCUUUAAUACUUUAAACCCCCGAUUUUGAAAUACAAGUUGGACUCCCAAUAUAAAACUCCACAGUCUGAAGCAAAUGUAUUAAGGGAGAUGUAGUUUAGUACCCAGAAUAUUUCGUUUGCAAUUGCUGUAAAGGUUUGGAAAAGAGCCAAAUUUUCACAAACCAGAAGCUUUGAAUUAAAUUAUGUGAAAAAAAAAAACUCAGAUUGAAAAUACACAUUUUGUUUUUGUAGACUUGUGCUGAUGAAACAGUGUUCAGUGUCAAACAUUUUUCCAUUGUUGGCACGUUACUAGGGAAUGAUGGCAGAGAUAUUUGAAGAAGAUACCUGAUAUAUUGAGGUUGGGUUUCCUUGAUACAUCUUUUUCCAGUUGGUCGAGGUUGCACAUUCAGAGAAUAAAAAGGAGUUUCAUUUAGAAGAAAUUCAUGUCUACUGAUAAUAUAUUUUUUAAUGUGACCUGCCAAAGAACCAAGGACUUUGAAUGCUAAAGACGUUGUUGAAAAAAAGAUUUUUAAACAAUCUGAUUUUAAGGAUGUUACAAACUCCAGUUUUCAUUUUUUGGUUGAUAGAACCCAUUCCAUAAUACGCAUUUGAGCAAAGUACAUAUAUUAAGGAAAAUGUAGAUGUUGUUAUUUAGAGAUAACGUGGUGGAAAAAUGUUAGCUAUUUUUAAGUGGGACUGAUGGCAUUUCCUUUGUGACAAGGAAUGCCUUUUUAGCUUGUUUGUGGGCUGAGAGAGGUUAACCAUUCGCUAGUUUGUACUACCAUCCAGCUAAAAGGAACCUAAUGAAUCUACAAGAAAAUGUUGUAAACUCUGACCUUUGCCAACACAAUGGAACAGGUUCAUGAUUCAUGGUGUUGCCUCACAGCUAUAGAUCUUUUUUUUAGGUGGAAUGAAAAUAUAUAUGUACGUAUAUGUAUUUAUGUAUGUAUGUAUGUAUAUGUGUACAUACAUACUUUAGAUGUUAGAAGAAAAAUUGAAUCAUUUGCGAUUGUUAAUUGACAAAAAGAAAUAAGGCAAAUAAUUAUAACGUAUAAGAAAUUAUGAACAUUUAAUUACAGAAAGCCUAGAGAAAAAUAGUGAAGUUCCUCUUCUUGGUUUGACAUUCUAAAAAUGUAUUCCUGGUUCUCCCAAGAAGGGAGACUGCCAAAACUACACAUCUGCUGUAAUCUACAUAGCCCUCUGCUUAAUAUCUGUUAUUAAACUUUCUUAGAAGAAAAUCCAUUCCUAUUUUAUCCACCAUUCCCAGUGUAUACCUGUAAACCUACCUUGGAAGUGGCAAGCUACCUGCCAAUUUUCUUCAUUGUUUUUAUACCAAUCCUGAAAGACAAGGCCUUUUGCUACCAAUGUAUUUAAGCUGGGUUAUUAUGUGUACAGUUAAUGUGUUUUCAAAAUAUUUCACUCCAACUUACAUUGUCAUUUAACAUUUUUUGAGUGCCAAGAAUUGCUAGGUGACUAUGUAACAUUGAAGAUAGAGUCAUUCCCCAGCAAGCAAGCAGUCGUUAAGCCAAAAUGUAGUGCUCUUGGUAUAUAACCACUUCAGAAUGGACACUCAAUGCUUUUUUUUUAUUCAUAUAAACCCUCUCAGAAAUUGAUUAGGCUAGAAUUUCCCGUGGAUUUCUUCCCACAUUUUGGUCAUAUAAGCUCAAUAUUUUCUUUCAUUUUAUAUUUAUACAUUUUACUCUGGGAAAUGCUGCAAACUCAGUUCUGGCACAUUGUAGUGAUUCCAGUUAAUGAAGAUGUUAUUUUUAUUUUAAUAACUUAGAUUUCUAUCCUAUGCAUAAGUUAUAUGAGAGGGCAUAACAAAUUAUUAGUAGAUGCAUAGAAAUUUAUUAAUUAAGCUCCUUAAGACAUUUUGAAUAAGAAAAACAUUUUUAAAGGAACUUCAUUUGUGUUUUUUUGCCAAACCGGUACAAGCUAGAAAAUGCACUAAGGACUGAAUGACCUGCCUUGUUCAUUUUGCCACUGGAUAAUGUAAGUUAAGAAUGGAAUUGUUAACCCUAACUCUGUGUUUUCUUAACUUUCAUCAGUUUCUAAAGAAAUCUAAUUUAAGUGUUUGGGGUUUUGUUUGACCUGUAUUUAUUGAGUUCUGGUCACAGGCCAGGAGCUGCAUGUCAUGCUAAUGGAUGGCCAGAGCACAGUCAUUGGGAAACGUAAUAGCUCAAGACCUUCGGAAUCGUUUAACUUAUUUUGUAUGUUGCAAAAAAAAAAGUUUAUUUUGCUUGAGAGUCACAUUUUUUAUAACUGUACAGCUUUUAAGGGAUGGGAAGUGGAAAAAUACCCUAAAAUAGGAUGUAGAUUUUUACAAUUGUGUUUAUGCUAGAACAUCUACAGGUGCAUUAUGUAAUUAAACCUAAAAUUGUUUAAAAAUUUGUGCCAUGGUCUUUUUCAUUCUCCUGCCCUUGAGCAGAGUUGGUGCAUAUCAAGACUGCUAUAUGGACAGGCUUUGAAAUUAGGCUAAUAAUCCUUGUCUCCAAAGCUUUUAAGAUCCUUGCAUGAAAAUUACACACACGUAUACACAUACAUAACAGAUCUAGUUUAUAUUAGUGUAAAUGGAUUGUCAACUUCGGAACAGCUAUAAUAGCCCAAGUUUGGCAGUUAAAGUGUGUGGUGUUUGUGAUGCCUGACUACGGUAUUCUCAGUGUUGGUCUAGUGUUUUGUUCUCUUAUCAAAAUAGCUUCUUGAUAAAGCUACAAUCCGAAUUGUAGCUUGCCCAAACCUGCCAGGUUUUGUAUACACCUUGAAAGGGAGUGUCCUGUGCUGGGAUAGAGGGGGGAAGGGCAGUGUUUUGCUUUCUUUUCAAAAUAAGAUGAGGAAGAACUGGAAUUGCUGUUUGGUUCGAGGUACUCAGUAGACUUAAUUCCACAGGAAUAUUUGCCUGCUGGAAGCAUGGCAGGAAGGGAUAUUAGCUUCAAAUUCUGAUUUCCCUCAUUUGAUAAAUAUUUUGACAUCUUGCAGAGCUGCCGAUUCUAGCAGUCUUAACAUGGCACAUUUUACCUAAGUUAUAUUAAGAUACUUUGUUUAAAUGCCAGUAUUUUUUGCCAUCUGAUCAUUUUACCAUUGUAAUUUCUCACCUUUGUAGCCAAAGUGUAUUCUUAUAAAGAAAUUCAUCGAAAUGUGUCAUAAUUUCUACCCAAGCUACCUUUACUGUCAACAAAUGUAGGAUAUCAGUUUCUCGGCUAUCCUCAUCCGUUCAGAGGUGAAGCCUGGGAAUCAUGAAUUUCCAGGUGAGCAAUACAAAUUCCAGAUAGGAAUUUGUAAAUGGUAUAUGUUAGAUUUUCAUUUUGAUUUUAAAGUAAUAGUAGCUGGGAUUCAGGGAGUGUUUGAUCAGAAUGCCUCUUGGAUUUUCAGACAUACAUGAAAUACUUUAUUUUCCUAUGCAUAAAAAAUUAUUCCUGUAAUAGGUUCUCAGAAUGCUUUAUUUUGUUUCUAGGAGAUGAGAGCUAAAGCAGAAGCUCCUAGAUUCACAUAAAACUGUUGAGGUAAUCAGAAACACGAUGUUAGUCAAAUAGGGGAAACUGGAAUGAUCUCACCUCCUACAAGGUCCUGCAUGUUUGGGGGGUUGAAGGAGAAGACAUCUGAAAACUUGGGAAAUGGGACUCCAAUAAUGCACAAAGUAAAUUUUGUGCAUAGAAAGUAUGGGAAUUCCUGGUGGCUUAAAGCUUCAGGGGUUACCUGCAGUGUAUGACACCUACUGUGUUAGAAUUGCAGUGCAUAGUUAUUUAAAUACAAUACUUCUUGUAAGUGACAACCAAAAUAUGUUGUGGCUAGUGCCAAUAUUUUUGUUAAUGAAAUGUUCAAUGUCUCACUACAGUCUGAUCAGAACUCUUGGUGUUAUAAGCUAGGCCUAAAGCUAUUUUAUAGCUAUUGGCCUAAUUGUGUAACUUUUUCUUUCAAAGUGUUUUAUUAUAAUACUUC